Molecule: messenger RNA, 3800 nt
Organism: Platichthys flesus (European flounder)
Lineage: Eukaryota; Metazoa; Chordata; Actinopteri; Pleuronectiformes; Pleuronectidae
Gene: adcyap1b
Product: adenylate cyclase activating polypeptide 1b
Exons: 5
Coding region: 294-821 (175 amino acids)
Biological process (GO): regulation of protein localization; positive regulation of GTPase activity; neuron projection development
Cellular component (GO): perikaryon; neuron projection; extracellular region
Molecular function (GO): pituitary adenylate cyclase activating polypeptide activity; peptide hormone receptor binding; neuropeptide hormone activity
Source: RefSeq, a predicted model, not a curated record
CACAGCACAGGACAAAAAGUUUGGAGCAGCGAUAUGUAGACGGGCACUCGGCGCACUUUACCACCGAGUUUUUUUGUUUGCCCGUGCCACAGCGGUCUGAGCGAGUCCCGUUCGUUGAGCGUAAAGGUGAGCGAGGCGGCGCCGAGGGGAAACAUAAGGAGACGACGGGUGGCGCCUCAGCCAGGAAAGAAGUGCCGUGAGAAAGACACGGUCUCUCUCUCGCUCACACACACUGCAGCCGCGCCCGGAUCACAACCCGCAGCGAAGCGCUCUCCCUGCUCUCCUGCUAUAGCAUGGCCACAUCGAGUAAAGCGACUUUAAUCUUGCUCAUCUACGGAAUCUUAAUGCACUACAGCGUCUUCUGCACACCUAUCGGACUAAGUUACCCUAAAAUCAGACUUGAAAACGACGCCUUCGAUGAGGACGGGAAUUCGUUAUCCGACAUGGGCUUCGAUGGCGAUCAGAUUGCUAUACGAAGCCCACCCUCCCUAAACGACGACGCGUACACGCUAUACUACCCGCCAGAGAAGAGAGCAGAAAGGCAUGCUGAGGAAGAAUUAGAUAGAGCCUUGAGGGAGAUCCUGGGUCAGUUAACAGCGAGGCAUUAUCUGCAUUCUCUGAUGACAAUACGUGCAGGUGACGACAACAGCAUGGAGGACGAGUCAGAGCCCUUAUCCAAAAGACACUCGGACGGGAUCUUCACCGACAGCUACAGUCGCUAUAGAAAGCAGAUGGCCGUGCAGAAAUACCUGGCAGCGGUUCUGGGAAGAAGGUACAGACAGAGAGUUAGGAACAAGGGACGCCGACUUGCCUAUUUGUAGCGUUGCUAAAGCUCCCCAGCUGCCCUCCUGUGUAUAUACAUCCAGUCGUUAAAUCAAAGUCAUUCAGAUAUAUCUGACCAACCAGUGGAUUGCGCCUGUGUUCUUUCAACAUGUAUUUAUGUAUGAAGUAAAGCCAUUAAAAUGAAUAUUUUAAUAAUAAUAUCGUUUUUUUUCUUUUUGUACAAAAGCACUUGAUACCGCACAGCUAUACUCUGUGGACCAAUAUUUUAUUUUUCAUGUUGAGAUGUUGAAAACAAAACAAAAUGCCCGAAAAAAAAGAAAGAAAAAGAAAAAAGACAUCUAGAAAAAGAAAAGAUAAUUGUGCACCUUCAACGUUAUGCGCUUGAAAUCUUUAAAGGUCAUCUACAUAUGCAGAAAAUAAAUAGAUUUUAAAAAGACAAUCAAAGUAUUGAAUGUUAUACUUAUUUUUGUACGCGACGUUCUAUUUUUUUAGUGUUGUUUGUUUGUUCCUUUUCCAAAUAGGCCCAAAGAAGCAGUGAGCAUGCUAUGUGUGGCAUAUCUGGCUUAUCCUAAAUGAUAGAUGUUGCCCUUGUCUACCCUCCUCCUUGCUCCCUUAGUGGGAGCUCUGUGGGGUUGUACAGCUUGCUGCCCCUCCAGGGGAUUUCAGAUGGCUUUUGUUGAACAGCCUCUCAUUUGAUGGAGAAGCCGACUGACUUACAUGGUCCUUUGUGUAACUGGUGGCAAAAUCAGACCUCUCUUUUGAACAGAAAUGUCAUCGCAGGCCUUUCGCGAGGGGCAUUAAAUUGCCUUGAGCCAACGUAAAGGAAGCCCGGAGGUUGUUCACAGGAUGCAGCAAACACUGCCUGCUCACUCGCCUCAAAGUCGUCCAGUGUAGGGGAUAAGUCCUGCUCGACCGGCCUGUGUAAAGAAUGUUCCACGUGUGUGUAUUAUGUACAGUAUAGAAUCUAAACAGUGCACAUUCAUCCCAUCGUUGUCUGGGUUCAGUCAACAGAGCUUUCUGGGAGGAAGGUGCUUCACCUGUUGAUUGUAUUUGGACGGCACUUCACAUUUAGAGAAAGGACCCAGAUCAUGUGUGAAGGAGGAGAUGUAACAUGUGUUUGAGCACAGGCGGAGAGGAAAAGGUAGCAUCUGAGUUACAGUUGGGAAUAUUUAACUCAUUUCUUAUUUGAUGGUGCAUGCGUUCGCUUAGAAACUGCAUGCCAUCAUGCUUUGUUGGAUUGUUCUAUUUGGGAGGUGGGCUGUGCCAAGCCCAUUUCAGCACCACUCGGUUCCCCCCCACCCCCCUAGAUGUGUUGGAAAUGUGAUCAAGGAGGGCUAGCGGUGGUGGAAACUGGUACUGCACUGACUUGUUGGAUUUGAACCGCCCAUACUUCUUGCAUUGUGGAUAUCAUAAGGCGACGUACUGGGCCUCGCUCCUCGCUGUUAGCCUUCGUCCUGGUAGUGGAUUUUAUAAAGAUUCUUGUUGAUCGCCGUGCUAAAUCGCUGAUUUGACUGUGCUGUGGUUCAGUCGCUAAGACGAGGCUGAUCUGUGUUAGAUGUGUGCUGGAUAUAUGUGCAGUGAGGAUGUGAUAAAGACAUGAGGAGAGUGUCAGGCAGAGGUGUGCACGGAGAAGAAAAGAGAGACAGUGCAUAUAUCUAUAUAUAUGUGUGUGUGUGUGUGUGAGAGAGAAAGAGAAGUAGGCUGUUACAUAAGAGACAGGUUACAGCACCCAUGAGCCAGAGAGAGGUGGUCGCACCUGAAACAAAUAGGAGGCGCCACCGCUGCCCCGUCUCGCCUCACCUGCCAAAGUGAGAUCAGGGUCAAUGAGUCUGAUAGAAAAUGUCAGAUGUUGAAUUCCCUUCACUUUGGUCUCAGCAGAGGCAUUAACAGGAUGUGAGUGAAGCUGGACGAGGCCACUCAGAGUCUCCCUCGCACAAUGGAGCGGAGGUGAAGGACAAAUUCCGCCCUACAGCAGAGGGAUCUUCCCACUGACUUUUAUUAGAGAGAUAUCUUAUGUAUUUAUUCAAUAUUAUGCAAAUACAGCUUUAUGAACCCCUGCAAUCCAAUCAGUGGCCUGUGUCCCCCCGUAGAAACUAUCAAUACACCCUUUCUUCAAUUUGGCUUUAUCCUACAGGCUAUGUGAGAGUGUAUGUGUGUGUAUGUAUGUAUGUAGUUGUUUGCAUACUGGUGAGCAUUUGUGUGUUUGUUUGAAAGAGAGAGAGAGAGAGAGAGAGAAUGUGUGUGUGUGGUUGUAUUUAAUGCUUGUGUGAAUGAGUGACUGAGCGUGUGCGUGUGGAGGUGGAAUCAGCUUUUGGCUUUGGUGCCUUGCUUCGACGUGAGAAAAAAAUAUAAAACCGAAAAAAAUUAAAAUUCGCCACAAGUGACAGAUGGCAAUUUAAGUGGCCCUACAAUGCUGCAGUCCAUUAGCUUACAUUGAAACUUGCGUUUACUCUGUUUAAUCGCUCGGCUUAGUGUACCCCGAGAGUAGUAGAAUUAGGCUUUUCUUUUUAAAGCAUGGCCAAUGAUUUAUCGACAUAAAAAAAAAGAAAAGAAUGUUUAUGUUGGUGGAGAAGGCAAUGUGUGUGUGUUUGUGUGUGUGUGUGUGCAUGGGUUUGGGGUGUUCAGUGUCUGUGAGAGUUGUGAACAAUGACCAGUGUUUGUUACUAUUGUUAAUGAGGUGUUGUUGGGUUCAUUUGAUAUUGGUCAGUAAUUUAUUAACCAGAGAAGAGCACCAACAUAUUAUUUACUGUGUGCAUCACUUUCUAGAAUCAAAGGGGUUCCGAGCAAGUAAAAGAGAUUAUGUUCAGCUCAUAGAAAAUGUCUGUUGUUGAUAUUUCUGAAAGCGCCAAACGCCUUACUUCAAUGUUUAAUCUCUUAUCUAUCUGAAAAUAAUGUGUUUUAAAAGUGAACAUUAGUACAAGUAACAUCAUUAUACACACAGGAGUCCUUAUAUGGGGUUUUACGUUUCUCAAUGUUAUGAAAGUGUUGUAAGAUUUGUAUGAAUAAAUUUUUGUAAA